Trichomycterus rosablanca is the source of this 708-nucleotide messenger RNA. RefSeq lists its product as uncharacterized. The record is from RefSeq and is a predicted model, not a curated record. The transcript has 4 exons. The coding region runs from base 1 to 696 and encodes 231 amino acids. Gene Ontology annotation, biological process: cellular response to reactive oxygen species; mitochondrial ribosome assembly. Gene Ontology annotation, cellular component: mitochondrion; membrane; cytoplasm. Lineage: Eukaryota; Metazoa; Chordata; Actinopteri; Siluriformes; Trichomycteridae.
AUGAAUAAAAUAUGGACAAUAUUCAGAUCCCACCCGUACAUUAGCAAUGUGCUGGGAUACACAACCCUGUUUGCUUCGGCAGACUUGAUUCAGCAAGGCGUGCUGGGAGGUGGACCUGGCAGUAGCACUCAACUCAGAGAAGAUACAUCAGAACAACAGACAUUGGUCAUGUCCAGUGAUGCUGGAUCAGAUACUCAAGCUCAGAAUUCACAAUGUCAUAUUCGGAAGGACUCUGAAUGCAGCAAGUACACGUCUGAUGAAAAGGACUCCUUAUUGACAGUCAAAAAUUUUCCCAUGCACAAUUUUGACUGGGGCCAGACUGCUCGUAUAGCAUUGAUUGGGCUGUGUUUCCAUUCCAACUUUAACUACCACUGGCUGCGUGCGUUAGAAAGGCUGUUUCCUGGAGGAGGUACGAAGAGGAUAUCAAUGAAAGUGUUUCUGGAUCAGCUAGUAGCUGCGCCUGCGACUAUUAGUGCAUUCUACAUAGGAUUGAGCACGUUGGAAGGGAAGGAGGACCCAUUUGAAGACUGGAGAAAUAAAUUCUGGACUUCAUACAAGACUGGAAUUGUCUACUGGUCCAUAAUGCAGGCAGUGAAUUUCUCUCUGGUUCCUCCAGUAGCACGCACAGUUUAUGUUGGAGGGAUUUCUCUCAGCUGGACUGUCUUUCUGUGUCAUUUCAGACAGCAAAGAAAUUAACCUCACAUUAUA